AUGGCUUCUUCAGUCUUCUUCAAGUUCAAGUCGCAAAAGGAGCCUACGAGGGUGGAGUUCGAUGGCACUGGAAUCUCGGUAUUCGAACUCAAGCGCGAAAUCAUCAUCAAGAGUGGUCUGGGUGACGGCACGGACUUUGACCUCUUGAUCUACACAGAUGAUAACAGCGAAGUCUAUGAUGAUGAUACGACAAUUAUUCCCCGAUCGACCACAGUCAUUGCCCGACGCCAGCCAGCGGCAAAGCCCGGUGCAGGUAGAGCGGCUCGAUAUGUCACUGGCAAGAUGCCCAUCGCGGCCAAGAAUGCUGGGCGGAAAGAGCAGACUGUCAAAGUCUCGACAUCCAAGACGUCGGGUACUGCCAUCAACCAGAUGAACAAUGCCAUGACAGAGGAGGAAAAAAUGGCUGCCAUGUUUGCUGCUCAGACGGAACAAUGGUCAGCUCAGCAGGAAGAGCUCUCUCACCAAGCUCCUGUAUUCAAACCUGGUGCCAAGCGACCGGUCAAUGUGCCUGACCACGAGCCGCCAAACGGAUACAUUUGCUAUCGUUGCGGCAACAAAGGCCACUGGAUCCAAAGCUGUCCCACAAAUGAUGACCCCGAAUUUGAUAACAGACCCCGAGUGAAGCGCACCACGGGUAUUCCGCGCUCGUUUCUGCAAAAAGUUGACAAGUCUGACAUUCUGGCUCAGUCAGAGGGCGACGAGUCAAAGAGACCAUCCGGGAUCAUGGUGAACGCCGAGGGCGAAUUUGUCAUUGCGGAGCCUGAUAAGGCGUCGUGGGAAAAGUACCAAGCCAAAGCUGCCAAGUCGGCUUCGGCUUCCAAGGAGACUGAAUCUGCCGAUAAGGAGAUCCAGGAGCGUGGCUUAGAGUGUUCUAUUGAUAAGAGGAUGUUCAUAGACCCAACGAAGACGCCCUGUUGCCAAAAGACAUUCUGUAACGACUGCAUCAGCAAUGCUCUUAUGGACAGUGACUUCAUCUGCCCUGCCUGCCAAACAGAAGGCGUUCUUCUGGACGACUUGCAACCUGAUGAGGAAGCUUCCAAGAAGAUCCGAGAAUAUCUAAAGGAGAAAGAGGCUGCCAAAGCAAAUCCACCGGCAGCCGCCUCACCAAAGGAUGAAUCGAAGACCGACGAGAAGGAGGCAGACGCGACACCGGGAGAAGUGGAAACAGCCGGGACGCCUGCUGAUACCGAGGCUAAGCCAGAGUCUCAGGACGGUGAAAAGUCGGACGCUCAGCCAGAGUCACCUUCAUCGGAAAAGGCCAAGUCGCCAAAGCAGGCCGAAUCGGAAACCGAAAAGUCAGAAGAGAGCGACAAAGACAAAAAACAAGUUGCUCUUGGACAGAAGCGACCUGCUGACGAGCUACUUGAGAACCCGAAAAUUCCCAAAGGACCUCGUGCCAUGCAAAACCAACAGAACAUGAACAACAUGAUGAAUGGAGGUAUGAACGGCAUGAACGGUAUGAGUGGCAUGGGCGGCAUGAACGGCAUGAACGGCAUGAAUGGCAUGAACGGUAUGAACGGCAUGAACGGUAUGAACGGCAUGAACAUGAAUAUGAUGUUCAAUGGCAUGGGGGGAAUGAUGCCCAACAUGAUGGGUAUGCCAAACAUGAUGAACAUGGGUAUGCCUGCGCCGCCGAUGAUGCCCAUGAUGGGAAUGCCAAACAUGAUGCCUAUGCAAGGAUUCAAUGGUCCGAAUAAUGGUUUUGGUGACGGUGGCUGGGGAAUGAACAUGAAUGGCAUGGGCAAUAUGGCCAUGGGAGGGAAUAUGGGCAACAUGAAUGGUGGAUUCCAGAACGGAGGCAAUGGCUUCCAGCAGCAUGGCGGCAACGGAGGAGGCGAAGACGAUGCCUACAUGCGCAAACCCAUGAACCCGCAUCGGCAGCAAAACAAGCAGCGCCGCGUACGCCCAAGCGACUACAGAGAGCUCUAG
This is a messenger RNA of Akanthomyces muscarius, 1929 nucleotides long. RefSeq lists its product as uncharacterized. The record is from RefSeq and is a predicted model, not a curated record. Gene Ontology annotation, biological process: mRNA processing; protein ubiquitination; ubiquitin-dependent protein catabolic process. Bases 1 to 1929 code for a protein of 642 amino acids. NCBI's taxonomy places the organism in Eukaryota, Fungi, Ascomycota, Sordariomycetes, Hypocreales, Cordycipitaceae. The transcript is spliced from 3 exons. Gene Ontology annotation, cellular component: nucleus. Gene Ontology annotation, molecular function: nucleic acid binding; ubiquitin protein ligase activity; zinc ion binding.